Molecule: messenger RNA, 4632 nt
Organism: Pogona vitticeps (central bearded dragon)
Lineage: Eukaryota; Metazoa; Chordata; Lepidosauria; Squamata; Agamidae
Gene: CHST10
Product: carbohydrate sulfotransferase 10
Biological process (GO): carbohydrate biosynthetic process; proteoglycan biosynthetic process
Cellular component (GO): membrane
Molecular function (GO): sulfotransferase activity
Source: RefSeq, a predicted model, not a curated record
UGUGUGCGAACGCGCCCGCACCCGCGCGCGGCGGACCCCCGCUUCGCCUCUUCCUUUCCCGCCUCCUUCGCUCCCUGCGAGCCUUGUCUGUCUUGUCUGCCGGCUGGGCCCAGCUCGCCCGGGGCAGGCAGCGCAGCUUGUCAGCCGCGGCGGAUCCGCCUUGCACGCAGCGGAGCAAUGGAGGGAGAGGCUGCUGCGGAUGCUUCGGCAGGGCCUGGCCCUGGCAGCGCGAGCUGAAGAGAGAAAGGGCGACGAGGCGGUCCCGCUGCUGUUCCGAGCAGAGGAGCGAGGGAGAAAGAGAGAGAGAGAGAGACUGAAGGGCGAUGCGGCUGCAGGCGCUGCUGAGGCGGGUUGCCUCCUGAGGGGAGACUCCCGUUCCGGGCUCUCGCUGUGCCCGCAGGGCCCGGUGGUGCUGCCGGGGCGGCGCCCGAGGCGGGCUAGGCGGGCCAUGCACGGGAGGGACGCGGCGGCGGGUUGCUGAGCAACUCUGGCCCAGGCAGAAGAACAGAAGCCCGGCCUUCCUUUCCCGGUGGCUCCGCAGGGGGAUAUAUAACACGGCGAGUCUCGGGAGUCUGGAAGGGUGCCUGGUCCUGCCGGGGCGCCUGCCUGCUUGCCUUUGGCCCUGGUGCCGGAUGGGAGCGCAGGGCGGCGGCGGCUGCUCCCCAGCCCCGAGCCGGGCUUGCUCGCUUGACAAGCUGAGCACCACCUCGGGGCACUUGUUACGGAGAAACAACCGAAGUUAUAUGGCUCAUAUCUGACAUCAUGCACCACCGGUGGCUGCUGUUAGCUGCAUGCUUUUGGGUAAUAUUCAUGUUCAUGGUUGCUAGCAAGUUCAUCACAUUGACCUUCAAAGAUCCUGAUGUGUAUGGUGCCAAGCAGGAACCAUUAAUAUUGACAGCUAUAACUGAAACAGAAAGAAAUCAAAUGACAAAAGUGAAAAGGGUGCCUGGAGAGUUUCAGACAAUAGGAAAGGGUCUAUCGAAAAACCUUGUACACCAGCCUCUGGUCCAUAUGGAAAGGCUUGAGCUACUCAGGAACGUCUGUCAAGAUGCAUCACUGAAAAACCUCACCCAUACUACUGUUUCAAAGUUUGUUUUGGACCGAAUAUUCGUUUGUGACAAGCACAAGAUCCUCUUCUGCCAAACUCCAAAAGUUGGCAAUACUCAGUGGAAGAAAGUCUUGAUUGUUUUAAAUGGAGCAUUUUCUUCCAUAGAGGACAUUCCAGAGAACGUUGUGCAUGACCAUGAGAAGAAUGGCCUCCCACGCUUAUCAUCUUUCAGUGACUCUGAAAUUCAGAAACGGCUGAGAUUAUACUUCAAAUUCUUCAUCGUAAGAGAUCCGUUUGAGAGGCUCAUCUCUGCAUUUAAGGAUAAGUUUGUCCACAACCCUCGAUUUGAACCAUGGUAUAGGCAUGAAAUUGCUCCUAGCAUCAUUCGAAAAUAUAGAAAGAAUCGCACCGAAACCAGGGGGCUGCAGUUUGAAGACUUUGUACGCUACUUGGGUGAUCCAAAUCAUCGAUGGCUAGAUAUACAAUUUGGGGACCACAUCAUUCAUUGGGUGACCUACGUGGAACUUUGUGCCCCUUGUGAAAUCACGUACAGUAUUAUUGGACAUCAUGAAACACUGGAGGAGGAUGCACCAUAUAUCCUGAAGGAAGCAGGAAUAGACCAUUUGGUGUCAUAUCCCACAAUUCCGCCUGGUAUAACAGUAUAUAACAAAACCAAGGUGGAGCGCUAUUUUGCAGGAGUAAGCAAGAGAGACAUACGACGUCUUUAUGCCCGGUUUGAAGGAGAUUUUAAUCUUUUUGGCUAUCAAGCACCUGAUUUCUUACUAAACUGAUGCCUAGAAACUGGAUAAAUGAGUCUAACAGACUUAAAUGAAGUAUACAAACAUUGUUCUCCAUGGUUAAGGUGCACGGUACUUUUCUAGGUUUCAUAAAGGGUUAAUUGUAUCUCUUGAACAUUUGCCUUAGGAACAACUAGUGACUGCAAAUUGUUAGCUAGUGGAAAUAGUUUUAAUAUAUGGCAUUGCAAUAUGUUACACACAAAACUCAUUUAAGAUAGAAAAUGUCAAACAUUCCUCUUUCCCUUGCUUAUAGAGGAAGAAUCAAUAAAUGAACUUGAUUGUGAUUGCAUUAUGAGGAACAUUUAGAAAGGGUGGUAGCUUUCUCUAGUGUGAAUGGGUCAAGGACCUGAAUGUGAAACUUAAAGGUCAAUACAGGACCAAAAAUUGGUAGGUAUUUUAUAGUUAAGGAGGAGCCUUCCAGAUUCUAGUAUGGACUUAAUCUAAAGGUUUUUCCUCCCAGUUUUUUCUCUUCCAUAACUUUGUGAGAAUUACUCUUGUUCAUAGAGGACAUUCAGUUGAGCAUUUUUAUCUGAUAACUCCUGAGAUCAUAUUGAAUCUUUUACAAAUGAAGCUGUAGAUCCCAGUUUACAUCCGAUCGCCAGGGAAAUAAAAAGUAUGGUCAUUUCUUUUAUUUGCUUGAGUAACUUUAGAUACCAGUGAUCUACUGUGUGUUUUAAUGGGGGUUGGUAAACCUGUGCAUUUUUGCAGUGUUUUUGUUUUCCUAAUGGUGCUGGCUAACUUAAUGACCAUACAAGCCAUGAAACUAUAUGAGUUUAUGAGUUGCCAUAAUAAAUUGGGUAUAUAAGAUGCCCAGAGUCUCUUUUCAAGGGCAUCUGAGAAGUGUAAUAAAUAAUUACAGUAAUAAUCUUAUGCUAUGUUCACAACUAGUAUCCUAUCUCUGAGGUCUGGUUUUUAAAUUUAGAAAUACCCAUGCAUGCAGUGGGGUACUGGGCCUCCAUUUUUAUCUCCACUGCAUGUGCAACACUAUUUUGUCAUGCAAAAGAUAAUGCCUGACUCCUGUGAUCCUGACAGUGUAAAAAGGAGUGGGAUGAUUGCAUAGGCAGGUGCCAACAGAUAUAGGCAUAUAAUUCCUGUGUAAUAUUAUAGUCACCAUAGGGUAUGAAUGUCCCUGCACCUGAUAGCAUGCAUGAUAUUUCAUGGCAGAAUAAUAUGUGGCUGAGCUCUUGAAAUGGCCACAUUUUGUCACUCCAAGGGUGAGAAACCAGAUUUCCAACCUUUCCACAAAAUAUAUCCUUCAGUUUUUAUGCACAAAUUUUUCUUCGUUCUUCCACAUGAUAAUUAUCUUCUGUCUGAAACCAGUGAAUGAACUGGUCAUUGAUGAGUAAUACAAGAUGUGUGUCUCUGUAUAUACUUUACUGAAGUUGAAUUAGAAAAAUUUAGAAACCCGUGACAGUUAAUUAUCCUUGUGUUGUCUUUGUUGGAUACAGGACAACUUUUUAUUUUUUUAUUUUUAUUUUUGGUUCACCAGCAAUAAAAACCUCCUGUUGACCAGCUUUGCUCUGUUGUGCUGCUAUGAGAAAGGAAUAGUUGCAUUUUGAUUGGUGGGUCAAAAGCUGGUUUUGGAUGGCAAUUUUGACACUUGACAUAAAUAUUAGAACUUAUAAUAGUAGUGUCUUAAACUUCCUUGGCAGGAAAUAGUGAGAAAUGAAGGAAGAUUAUUAUCUUGAAUCUGCCCACAGUAUAAUGAUCAAAGAUGUAUUUUAUAUCUGUAAACUUGAAGAGAAAGUCAGUGCCAAAAACUGCUGAUUUGUACAAAGAAAAAAGCUUGUAUGAGCCGGAUCUAAUCCCAGAAGUGUCUUUCAAGACGAAUAGCCAUUCCACACAUUACACAAAAAGAAGUGGCAGAAUUCUAGACUGUUCUACCAUUUCAGAUCAUGUGUAGGUCUACCCAAAUGUAGCACACCUGGAAGAGAGACUUUGUGUAACUUCCCCAUGCUGAUAACAUGUCAUAUGGAUAGGGAACUUUUAAAGUAGAAGAGCGUUAAAAAUAGCUUCCUUCCACACAUGUAUGGUUUUAUGUUAUACAGCCCACAGCUCUUCUACUUCAUACUGUGUAGAAUGGCUCUAAUUCAUGUAAGGGAGCGGUAUGGGAUUUAUUUUUCCAUGGCAUUCCCCCUGGCAGAUAUUAAUUCACUAUAGAAACACCCAUAUAUUAAUUGUUAUGUACAGGUAUGGAAGACAGUGUAGUAUAACCAUUAGGGUAAUGGACUGGGACUGAGAAGAUCUGGUUUUAGACUCACUGAGCCAUGGAAUUCACUGGUCACUUUGAGUGAGUCAUCUUCUGUCUGACCUACCUCACAGGGUUGUGAGGAUAAAAUGGGGAGCCAUUAAUGCUACCAUGAGUUCAGACGGAAGGCAGAAUAUAAAUGUAACAAGUAAUAAAUAUAUUGCCAUAUAGACAUGUAUUUGCAGUUUUAUACACAGAAGUAAUAUCCACUUUAAGGAGAUUAUUACAUGUGAAGUUGCCCUUAGUUACUCUUGCUAACAAGAGGUAUAUCCAAGGUAGCAAAGUUGGAAGCACUUUUGUUAAUUCUUUUGAGAAGUGAUGAUCUACACUAUCUGCAGUACAUUAGGUCUUAACUGAUGUUUCAUGUAACAGUUCAGUUAUUUUUAUAUGAAGUGUUAGAAAGGUUUAUUGUUUAAUGCAUUUCAGGACUAAUGAGCUGAUCAAGUUACCUCUCUGCUGAAUUAAAAUGUAACGAUGCGAGAAAUGUAUAGCAAAUUAAGGCCUUAAAAGCUAAUUCUAAUAAAAAAAGAUGAAGUAUA